GUGCCAGCGCCCGCGAGGUGCGCCGUGCCGUGCCGCAGUCCUAAGGCAACCGUGUCAACAUUGUCGUUCGCCACGGUGAAGCCAUUGGACACGCAACUGAUCAGAUUUGCCCUCACAGUGCAAGGUGGUGCCAUGGCCGACUUGCGACGAGAGAUGCGCAGAAUACUCAAGGAGCAGCUCGUAGUCAUCAGGUCUGGCGCCUGCAGUGCUGAAGCAUCAUCUCACAGGGAGGCCGUGUACGACUUGUUCGUGCCAGGCUAUUCAAUGGUGAUAUCCGACGCCGUGGUCGAGUUUGAGCAUUACUGCAAUGGGUGUUGUUCAUCGUUCAGAGAGACGCUGAGACUGACGUGCGACGAGGGCAUGCAAUGCUUGUGCGGGUCAGGCGUCACCGCGCUGAACCGUUCGAACUGGACGGGGACCAGCGAGUGCAUCAACAGCAUCGGCCUGAUCUCGCACGUCCAUGGGCUCGCGCAGCAGGCGUGGAUGCGAGCAGUGCCUGGGAGGGAUCACAAGCUUCGAGGGGGCUGCCAGGCCCAUGCGGCGAAGGCGACUGGCGACGCCGAAGGCGGGCCAGGGCAGCCAAGCAUCUCUCGAGCUGACGACGCGCACGACGGCGGCGACGAGGACGUAGAGGGCGGCGACAUCUCUGUCUGGCGCCAAGAUGCCGAGACCAGGGUCAAGGACACCCAGAGUUGGAUUCUCGGUGGCACGUUCGAGGACGACUUGCUGAUUGCUCGAAUCCAGUACGGCCCGACGGAGACAUUGAUUCUCAACCAAUUAGCGUUGUCUGGCGUGGGAUGGGAACGGGAGCAGCAGGUUAAGUUUCUCCGUGACGGCUCCCGCACGUACCAGCUGUGGGAGGCCUACCGUGGCGAUCCAGAGAAACGGCUCAGAGACGAAGUCGCGGACUUGAUGUGCACUCCAGCUCUCUGGCGCACCCUUUCGAACCGGACGGAGGCCCAGGGCAUGAAGCUGUACGUGCUCUUGGCCAGGAUGGCCACUGCGACGUAUGAGCUGGUCGAGGCCCCCCAUCGUUGGUGGCCCUACAAGACUUUCGCAUCCUUGCAUGAUGGUUCUGUUCUUCAAGAGCUGAAGGAGUCACGUGGGUGCACUUGUUGUUUGGACGAGUUCACUGCUGGCUUUGUCGAGUACUACGGCGAGGCUGUUGGAGGGUCUUGCGCGCGGGCCGAGCUCAUGGCGUUGCUGAGCGCGAUGGAAUCAGACACGGGGUCGACCGAGAGGAGAUACUCUUGGACGUGGAGGGCGUUCCUUCACGUGCAGGCGAAGGGUCGGUACAUUACGGCGGAGACUGCAGCUGAGAUGAGCCAAGCAUAUCGCAAUCUGUCAGCGGAUGGGAAAUCUGUUUAUGAGGAGUUGGGCGAGCUCGCCGCGAAGCAGAGGGCUGAGGGCCAUGAGAGUUUUCCUACGUACAGGCCGCCGCAGUCGUCCAGGGCAGGCGCGGCUGGUCGGCGCGCGCGCCAGUCGCGCGCGCUCCACGGCGGCGCUGGGCGACCUGGAGGCGUCGGCCCUGAACAUGAUGGCGCACCUGCAGUCGAGCUUGUACCCGCGGGCGGGGGCGCCGAGGAGGAGACGCCGCCGCCGUACGGCCGCGUCCUGACGGAGUCGCGGUUGGUCCUCUGCCGCGAGCGUGCUCUGGCUGCCGCCCAGGAGAAGGAGGAGCGAGCCAGGGUGACUGAGCUGCGGGAUAACUCGCGCCGAGUUGUCGAUGGAGAGGCGCAGUCCUGGUCGUUCGUUGGCGGGUCAGCUGCGUGCUCGGAUGUGGCUUUGCCUCGUGGCGGUCUUACCGCUGAGCCGUCCCCUAUGCUCGUGAUGACUUGGAACCGUUCUGCGGAGACGGUUCGAACGGCUGCCCUGGAGCAUUUGGCCAAGACCACCCUGAAGGCGAACGGAGAGAGAUGGCAAGAUUUGCAUCGCUACAUCCGUGUCCAGGACGCCCCUCAGCUUGGAAGAGUUCCAACGAAUCGUCGGCGCUGCUGGGAAGCCCAGGAGUGCAUCUGCAAUGGAAGCGGGCGGUUCAAGGACCAGUGGAUGGACAAGUUCUUGGCAUCUCUUCGCAUCUGUUCUCGAAUGAAUGGCAACGUUCGGCCCUUGCCGAAGCGCGGCCAUUUGGUUGCACGGUUCGGGUGUGUCAAUCCUGGACGAGCUGGCCCUGAUCAUCCUGUUGGAGAUCCCGUGCCCGAUGAUGUCUCAGAUGUUUGGUUGCACGUGGCAUUGUUCUACGAGAAGCCGAUCAGGCCGACGUACAUCUACAUGGAAAGGGAUCCCGACCGAGAUGAAGCUGGCACUUUGGGCGUGGCUCCGUGGUGCGGCCCGAACUCUGAGGAUCUCUACCUGGUUACGCAGUGGGAGGCCUUCGGGUACAUGGAGCUUCGCCCGAAUACCAAGUCCUGGACGCUGACGUGGUAUGAGCUGGUCUGCUCCCCCAAGCGCCUGCUGCGACCAUUCGAGCCCCGCCGCCAACGAGUCAGGCACAUGGGCUUCGAGCCGAUCGACCUGCUGAGGCGCGGCCGAGCGGCGCGCGGGCGCAGCGCCGCUGGCGCCGAGGAGCCGCAGCCAGAGGCGGGUGUCUCGUCGGACUCAGGCUUGAGCUUGCGGCGCGGGUUCAGCGACGCCGAGGUGGAGCCUGAGGAGGUGUCCGAUGGAGGUUCCGAGGGCCAAGAUGUCGUAGGUUCUGCCGAGCUGGACUUUGCCGAGGAGCACGGCCUUUUCGAGCCCGUCGGCGGCGCCACGUCGGAGGAGUCGGGCGGCGCCGAGUCGGAGGACUCCGACCAUGGGUCCAUCCGCGACGUUGACGUCGAGAAGGCGUUGCAGGAGAUGGAGGGCGAGGCACCUUCUGGCGCGCCUGCUGCUGAUCCCGUUCCUGUCGAGCCUGCUGCAGUCGAUCCCGCGCCUCUUCCAGCUGCGUCGGGCGAGGACGAGAUGCCCAGUUUCGAGCUCGCGGCGGAACUGCCGAAGGCUGGCGCCAAAAAUCCACCGCAUAUCGUUAUCAGAGUUUUCGGGUAUGGUUAUGAGGCUUACUUGUGUCGCAGGCGCGCUGUGCACUUCCUGCAUAUCCCGGGCGGCGGGGUCAUGCAGUAUUGGUUCAAGGAGCUUGCGUUCGGAGGUGCCGCGCUGCUGGAGCGACGCAGCGACGACGGCUUCGUCGCCGACGCCAACUGGUUGACGGAGUUCUUGAUGCAGCGCGCAGCCGCCGACGCAAACGACCCAGUCCUCAGGGUCGGCAUUGCCGCCAUCGGCGUGCGCGAUCAGGCCGUGGCCAUGGCCACCGCUGGUUCUGCGCGCGCGCGCAAGCGCGCCGUGUCCCGUGUCGCUGAGGCUCUCGCUGCCGAUUCCGACGAGGCCGAUGGCUCGGAGCGCUCCAACCCUGAGGAGAACGACGACGAGCUUUUCCCGGAUGCUCGGCAGCGCGGGCGUGCAGCCGUCAAGGUCCUGAAGGUCGAUGCGAAGCCGAAGGCGAAGCCGUCGGGCAAGUUUCGCGUCUGCGGCCGAUCAGGCUGCUCCAAGAAGGAGACGGCCGACAUGCGGUUCCCAGAUGCGUCGAUCGCUGCGUGCGAGAGGUGCUACUACCCGUGGGAGUGGGCCUGGAAGGAGAAGCAUCCCAGCUGGCCGAAGUUUUGCCAGCAGCCCAACCAGGAGAAGACCUUGAACGACCAGUUCGAGGUGUCCGCGGAGUGCGCGGAGGACGCGCGCAACAAGGCUUUCGACGAGGAGAGCGUCGACAUCGUCUCGCGAUGCGGCUUCAGGAUGGCGCACCACUUCAGGGUUUGGAAGGAGCAGCCCUUUCGCGAGGCCACCUCCAUGCCCGCUGACGUCGAGCCCAAAGAUCUGGAUCUCAAAGCUUCAUCGAUCAAGUUCCCUUCGGGCGCUAGCGUGGAUGGAUAUGUGACGGUGAACCCUGACAAGCCCUUCGUCGACGUGGACAGGAUUGAGGAGUACUUCGUCGAGAGGCGUUCCCAGUCGCUCACCGAGGCGCGCCAUGUCCUCAGGGAUCAGGGGAAAAAGAUGUUCAAAGCCGAGAUCUCGACGCUCAAGGCCAAGAUGCCCACCGCCAUUCGCGGCAGGACCGCCCCUCCGACGCUGGGGUCCAUCGCGUUUGAGGCCAAGGUGAAGAGCGACGGCAAGGGGGGCAUCCAGCCUCAGCAGCAUCCAGGCGGCGGCCCUUUCGUUAACCAGGGCAGCCGCGGGCAUGCUGCAGACAGUGCAGCGGACAGUCUCCCAGCAUCCGUGCCCGAGGACUCUGGCAGCGGCGUCGCGGCCGCGGGUCUGCAUGAUCUUACCAGAGACGCCGCGGGCCGCGGCGAGGGCGCUGGCGACAGCAAGAGCCAGACCCAGGGCGAGAAGGACCUCCAGGGGCUGCAGGUGGAUUCAUCGAAGCCUCCGAGUGGCAAGGCCGCCAGCUCCGCUGGUGGCAUGGAGGCCUUAUCGAAGCCCAGAUCGCCAGCGGCUGUCGACGAGAUGGAGAGGAUCAGGCAGCUCGAGACCGAUUGCGACAUCGCGAAGAUCUUGGAGGGCUACAAGCUCGGCGAUAGGGAGUACGCCGUCACACGCUUCAGCCCGAAGCAACCCAAUGCCAAGGAUAGGAGGGACGCGCUGAUCGAAGUCAUCGAGACGGCGAAGCAGAUUUCCACGCACAACAUGCACAACCUCAGGGGCAAGAACGAUUUGAAGACGAAGUACACCAACGAGCUGAAGAAAAACAGCGUGAAUUUCCAGAGCUGCCCGAAGUGGUGCCGCACUCUGGUUUCAGAGACCCUCCAUGCCAACUUAGACUUGGAUGCAGUGUGGGACAUCAUCAACCCGUUCGCUGAGGCGGAAGAUGGCCCUGUUAAGUUCGACCUUGCUUGCCCGAAGCUCUCGGGAGUUGCCGAUGAACUGGAUGUGACCAUCAAUAUCGCAAGGGACCACGCCUUGAACUACCUGCUCAUCCCGAUCAUCCAGAAUAAGACCAAUCAGCUGGAUACUGCCAAGGGGCCCCGAAGCACCUUGAGGGAGUGUGUUCGUGCUUCACUUGGGCUGCCACAGGAGAUCAAGAAGUUCUACAAGGACAUGCAGGUCUGCGCUGCCAUCCUGGACACGAUCUCCGACCACUCUGCGGAGGCCGUGGCCUCCAUCGAGGUCGACUUGGCUGACUUUCGGAAGAUGCUCCACGGCGACUAUGACAAGGAGUGGUCGUCGUUCGCUUGCGCUUUGGACUCGGACGAUUACUGGAGGCAGGAGAAGAUAGAGUGGCGACGCGCUUCUCAAGGUGACCUGCAGGAGAUGGAGAAUAUAACGGUGACCAGGCAGUCGCUCGAGGGCGAGGUCUCCGACGUCACGGUGUUCACCAAGACCGUAGCGUCCCUGAUGAAGUGGUUCACAAUAUGCAGGUCUUCUACUCCGACCCCCGCCAUGCAUGAUUUUUUCUCUGCGGCCGAGCAGUUCAUGGACCGUCACGCCUUGCUAACGGACGAGGAGAACGCGCCGAAGAUGGACCAGUUCAAUUCCUUGCUCACAGGCCUUCUCGAGCUCGACAACUGCUCCUCGAAGGGCGAGGCCCGUGAAGGGGUCACCAGGACUUUCGGGCCUCGGCUGCACCGCUUAGUGGAGAGGGUUCGGGAGCUGCAGUCUCAGGUGUCCAAGUCUGUCUCGUCGAGCGCGAAUUUGCAAGCCUUGCAGAAAGCGGCGGUCGUCGAGACCAUGAGCGCUCAGGCGAAGAUCGUCAAGACCGAGCUCGGGCAGUUGGGAAGCGUCAGGUUCUCCGACCCACCACGCCUGAGCAUCAUAUUCAAUGUUGUGGACGCCAUGGCCGCUACCGCAUGCAAUAACAUCAAGAUGGAUACGGCGACAGAUAUCGACGACUUUCUCGUUGACGAGGUGGCCGACAUGUUGGAGCUAACCACGAAGGUGUGCGACCUAGCGGGGUGCGACGACGAGGAGCAGCGCAUCAACGGCGCUGCUCGCCGCGUGAAGCUCAUGACGAUUGUCUUGAACACGACUCGCGCCCUCAAGGAGCUGGUGCAAUUCGGAAAUGCAGCUGAGCAGGUUUCAAACACGGAGGGCACCAAAGCAUACCAGUGCCUGAAGGGCACCGUCGGGGAGCUCAAAAAGAUGCGCAGCCUGAUGGAUGACCAGCCUGGAGGGACCCACGGCAACUUCAUCAGCAUCGCUCAGAUCAAAAACAAGUUCGGGUACCUCUUGGCCACGGCGGCGGGCACGACACUGUCCUUCGAGAAUGCCGACAUCGACUCUACCCUCGCCGACGCCACCGAGUAUCAGAACAGGUUGAAAUCCAUCGUCAGUUUUGGCAACGUUGAUCGUGGCUGGAGGGCAGGCCUCGACGACUGUGCAGAGUGGACGGCGGUGGUCAAGCAUGCUCGCUCGGUGGUCUUCGCAACGAAAGGCUUGGCGGCCAAGGUGGGCUCCGCCAUCACGGCCCUGGAGAAAGCCAUCACCAACGUCCGCGACACCUGCAAAUCCUACGAGCAGGACGGCAAGUGCGACGAGAUCGCGAGGGCAAUGGAGAAGACGAUCCACCUGGCAAGGCUCACGCAGAUGGAGGCCGCCGCCAUCCAGAAGAUUCGCGAUAACGAGAGCUCCAGUACUGAGGUGAGGGCCACGGCCAUCCAGAACGUGCUGGACGUCCUCCCAGAGAACGGCAUCGCCCAGAACGAGUUCCACCUGGCGGUGCAGAAGAAGCUGAACGAGGCCAUGCGGGCCUGA
This is a messenger RNA of Prorocentrum cordatum, 6720 nucleotides long. The record is from the annotation of a GenBank genome assembly. Lineage: Eukaryota; Dinophyceae; Prorocentrales; Prorocentraceae.